Molecule: messenger RNA, 2977 nt
Organism: Anoplopoma fimbria (sablefish)
Lineage: Eukaryota; Metazoa; Chordata; Actinopteri; Perciformes; Anoplopomatidae
Gene: dut
Product: deoxyuridine triphosphatase
Exons: 7
Coding region: 1067-1687 (206 amino acids)
Biological process (GO): dUMP biosynthetic process; dUTP catabolic process
Molecular function (GO): dUTP diphosphatase activity; magnesium ion binding
Source: RefSeq, a predicted model, not a curated record
CAAAAUCUCAUACUGCAUGAUCCGAUUACGAUUUACAACGCAUUGUACACAGUAUUAGGCAUAUUAUCUUUGAUCAUGUUGAAUAAUAACAAAACAUAGCAUGAAAAGAAAAAAAAUAUAUAUAUACAUUAUCGAACUGUACCAGGAAGAUGUAAACUUAAACAUAUAUGAUACACCUUGUUUAAUUUAACCACAGAGUAGUUUUCCAUUUGUUUGAAUAACAGCUUUUGUGUUUGUAUGUAUACAUUUGCCCAAAUGACAAAUAAGCUUGAAGGCAUUGUGAGACAAUAUUUCAAUUCCAUGUCUUCUAACUUUGUGUCAAUAUUUUAAAACUUAGAUAAACCAAAAAUAUGUUUAAAAACAUCUACGCUUCAAGAACUUGUUUGUCAAAAAAUGGCCACCUUGAGAGACAACAUGUAUAAUUACAAAAUAACAGAAAUGUUAGGCCACCACACUUAUCAAAUAAUAAAUUAAGGGUAUAUAAAAUCAUUGACAAUGACUUCAUACCAUAUGUAUUUUCUUUUUGUAUUCGUUAUAGUAUUGUUAUUUUUUUAAAUAUUAUAUAGGUGGAGGCUUCAAAUAUGCCCAGUGGGCUUUCUGCCUCUUCCUGCACUGUAAUAUAAUUUAUCAAUGUUGUGUUUUUUAUAUUUUUCAAUUGUGCAAAUAAACUAAACUGAACUAAAACUAAUACAAACACUGCUUGGCCCAAUAGAUCUUGAAAACCUAAUGAAUAAGCCCACUUCAUGGUAGCUUCUAGAACAUGUUAUUCUUUAAUUAUUUAAUUAUUUAAGGUUUUGUUUUUUCCCCCCAAAUGAAUAAAAGAAAUCAACAGCUGCACAUGUCUUUGGAUCAGUAUAAAGCGAGAUUGCAAGGUAUGAUAUUCUUGAGAUACUUUCAGCCUUUUGCCGCAAUACACAGCUCUGCAGGAACACAGAGUGGUCUGUUGAAGAGGGGGAGGAGCUACAGUACAGGGGGCGUGGCUUCAUGACAGGGGGAGGAGCCAAUCAGCUGAGAGCAUGCUAGCGCUCAGUUAGCAGUUAGCUUGUGGACGAGCUUAGCUAUCAUUAUGGCACGAACGCUGCUAAGGCUAAGGGGUCUUCAGCUGCAGUGCUUGUUUGAUGUUGCUCCACGUCUCUUAGGAAGGGACUUUCACAUUCAGACGCCUGCUCUAAACAAAGAAGUUACUGAAGUUAGAGAUGCAUCUGCAAUUUCUCCAUCAAAGAGGGCAAGGACGGAGGAGACAAAGCAUGCAGAAAACAGGACUGUCCUCAGGUUUGCAAAGCUUUCUGAGUAUGCCACGACACCCACCAGAGGCUCCACUAAAGCAGCUGGAUAUGAUCUCUACAGUGCAUAUGAUUACACCAUUGGUCCCAUGGAUAAGGCCAUUGUGAAGACAGACAUCCAGAUAGCAGUUCCACAUGGCUGCUAUGGGAGAGUGGCACCGAGGUCCGGACUGGCAGCAAAACACUUCAUUGAUGUUGGUGCUGGAGUUGUAGAUGAAGACUACAGGGGAAAUGUGGGAGUUGUGCUCUUCAACUUCAGCAAGGACUCAUUUGAUGUGAAAAAAGGUGACAGAGUUGCUCAGCUGGUGUGUGAGAGGAUCUGCUACCCAGAUCUGGUGGAGCAAAAGACGCUUGAUGAGACGGAGCGUGGAGCCGGAGGUUUUGGAUCAACUGGACGCAACUGAAAGCUCCAAAUAUAGUUGGCGAUGUACAUGAUGAAAAUACAUAUUGAAUAGGUGUUAAUAAAGUUCUGGUUUUUUUUGUAAUUUGGAGAGUUUGGUGUCUUUACCCGGACUGUCACAGUUUGAGUUCUGUCUAAUGAACUUCUUGUCUGACAAUUCAAUGUAAAAAAAAAAAUCUUUAAAAUCUCCACAUGGGGGCAGUGCAGGACAAGAAAUGCUUCUUAGGUUAAAAAAACCCUAAACAAGUUGAGCCCAACUCCAUCACAGUUUCCAUUGGGCUUAUGCGAGUUUUACUAACUAAAACAUUAAGAGAUCAGGUUACACACGACUGAGUAAGAAGGCUUUUUAACAUGAACCUAGCAGCCUUUAGUUAAACUUUGUCACUUAAAUAUUCAAUCGGGAUAAAGUCGAAGGUACAGCAGGGAAUACAUAUACACCGAAAAUGUUUUUAUUGUGAAUUUACAACUAAACCCUCACUGAUGUGAACAGAGAACACAGACUGGUGUCAGGCUGAGUCCGUGGCAAUGCAGCACUGAUUGUAUUUUUGUGAGAGGAUGUGUGGCCACGAAGACCUCAGUGCAUAAUCAUGAAGGCCCAGGUUUGGCAUCAUCAAUGUGUGUGUCGUGUGUAUGUGUGCAGGUGUGUGUAUGUAUACACAGUUUACAAAAGGAAGUAGUUGGUCAUUAUAAGCACCAUUAUUAACCCCUCUAUUCCAGGGGCUUCCUCUAGUUUACAAAUGCUUCAUAGAUUAAAAGUGGCAUCGAUUAUUACAGUAUAAACACAAUUUACAUGUAGUAUAGAGGAGAGCGGACAGGCUAUGCAGCUAGCUGAUACUGUUGCAAAGACAUGGAAAUCUUCAGAAUGACCAAUGGGAUUGUAUUGUUGACUACUGAGUUGUGUAUAGUAGUACAGUGCAUUCAGAAGUCUAUGUGGUUGGGUUGCUAGCACCAGUAAAUAUGAAUUAUUCUAGUCAGUAGGAAAGAUGGGAAAAGCAUAGUUUAAAUAUGCAGUUGGAGUCGUUCAAGCUCAGACGUGGCUACAUCUCAACAGUCCAUAGUGGGUUCCUUUCCUCUCCUAAACAUUCUCUUUAUUUCAUCUUCACUCCAUUUAAGUUAACAUCUGGGGAAGUAGAAAUGUGCUUUUACUUUCAUGUAUCCCGGCUUGUUCAGUUGUUAACCUGAAGGGAGGAAAUUUAUUUAUUACAGACUAUUGGGACUCACCCUUUUUCUUCUUUCUAAAAAAAAAAAAGAAACUCAGCCUUCAGAGCUUUCUGCAGUCCUCAUGCCCUUCAAA